CGGACGUUCAGCGCUGUGGGAGUAGCCAGAGGAGGACAACGUGUUUGUGGAAGAGUGUCCUGUUUGUGAGACACAGUGUGUGUUACAUGCAGAUGGCAGCAUCUUGUCGUCUGCCUCCUUUACCAACCAUCCGUGAGAUCAUCAGACUGUAUAACCUGAGGGCUCAGAAACAGCUGUCACAGAACUUCCUCUUGGACCUGAGACUCACAGAUAAAAUCAUCCGGCAGGCUGGGAACCUGAGGAAUGCGUGUGUGUGUGAGGUGGGACCGGGACCUGGAGGACUCACCAGAUCCAUCCUCAACGCUGGUGCAGCUGAUCUACUGGUUGUGGAGAAAGACUCGCGCUUCAUCCCAGGAUUACAGCUCAUAUCCGAGGCGGCUCCGGGACGAGUCCGAAUCGUCCACGGCGAUGUUCUUACGUACGGGAUGGACACGGCGUUCCCGCCACACAUCACAAAGGAAUGGGAAGACGAGCCUCCUGACCUUCACAUCAUCGGGAACCUCCCCUUCAGCGUCUCCACCCCGCUCAUCAUUAAAUGGUUGGAGGAGAUGUCCAACAGGACCGGACCGUUCGCGUUCGGACGCACCAGACUCACGCUGACCUUCCAGAAAGAGGUGGCGGAGAGAUUAACGGCGAGCGCCGGCAGCAGACAGCGGAGUCGUCUGUCCAUCAUGGCGCAGUAUCUGAGCACCGUGAACACCUGCUUCACCAUCCCGGGCCGAGCGUUCGUCCCCAAACCUGACGUGGACGUGGGGGUGGUUCACUUCACUCCUCUGGUUAAGCCACGCAUCCAGCAGCCCUUUAAGCUGGUGGAGAAAGUGGUCAGGAACGUCUUUCAGUUCCGCAGGAAGCACUGCCACAAAGGACUCGAGAUGCUGUUUCCCGAGGCUCAGAGACUCAGGAUGACGGAGGAGCUCCUGCGGCGUGCCGACGUGGACCCAACUCUCCGUCCCGCCGACAUCUCCGUCGGUCAGUUCAGAGCUUUAACGGACGCCUACGGCAAGCUGUGCAGAGAAAACACCGACCUGUUCAGCUACGAGUUCAGAGAAGAGCUGCGGCAGAAGCGUCACAGACACAGACAGAUGAAAUCGGAGCGACGCUGACGGCCGACAGUGACACUCCGCAGCACACAGGGACGAAAUUUUAUACCAUUUUUUUUCUAUUCCAGCUGUUGAGUUGUAGAAGAAACAAAGACUUGGAGGUGAGAGUUUGGUGCAGUUUUAUUUUCUGCAGUAUUUAUCUUUAUUUAUUGCUGAUAAACAAAAAGUCUGCAGUUCACGUCUUUAAAAAGGGAAAAAAACCUCCAAAUGAAAGCGAAUCCUCACACGAGGCCCUUCGACGCAUCCGGACCUGAAAACCUUCUCAUUGUUGUCGUUAUUCAGGCCGUUUCUCCUGCUCAGUUCAGAAGAGUUUACAUUUGACUCGAAUUGCUGUCAUACAGCAAAGCAACAGCGGCACAAAGAGCUCCGUCGAGCUUUACAGAGAGAAAUGUUUCUCUAGCAACGACUUUAGAGACGUCUGAGGUUACAGCGCAGCAUGAAUAGUUAGUAAAUAAAUAAAUAAAUAAAUAAAACGUCUGACAGCAGAUUUUCACUGUUAGAGCAGAAUAAUGCCUGUGAAGGUCAGAUAGCAUGUGGAAAUCUCCUGGAAAAAAAAAAAAAAAAUUCAGUCUGUUGCCAGAGCAACGUUUUCCUCCAAGAAACUGAGCCGCUUCACUUUCAUAUCAAAAACUCCAACGUGCUGCUCAGUAACACUGAACGUUUCCGCCAUCGGACGUCGUGUUACAGGUAAAAGAUGUCACUCGUGUGUUUCAUUAACAUCUGUAAAACCUGUGUAAAAAGUAAAUAUAUAUAUAGAACAUUAAUAUUGGUCUGUUUCUCUUUAUGAACGCCGGAGGUUAUCGUUGUGCAUCAGGAGUCGCAUCAAAAUUGUAAAUGACAGUAGUUUUUUUUUCCCAGCUGUUUAACUCGCUGACUAAUUUAAUGGCGAACUGAAAAUCAGGACAUUAACGAGUAGAUAAAGCUGCAUUAAAUGCGCUCUUGCUGAUUCAGCCACUAAUUCUGCCUGAGGGAUUUUACCCCAGCGUUCAGCGCGACUCCAUCAGGCUCGGACACGCUCCCGUUCGUCUCGCUCUCCGUGACCGAGGUCGUCCAUCUUGUUUAUUUCAUUACGGCCACACGGUCGAAUACCAAAAGACGUUUUUAUUCACGGUUCAUUUACAAACCUCUGCAGCACCACCAUACAUCACCGACGUCACUUUAUUACACAACACUCGUGACUCAUCGUUAAAACGCCACGCUGAUAAACCGCAGUACAAAUUAAAUUUACACUUAUUCAGAAAAAUACUGUACACAUUUGGCAUUUAAAAAAAAAGCUGUUUUUACUGUUACUGACCCCAGAACAGUCACAAACCUCAUGCAAAAUAAAAACACCAAGUUUUAACUUUCUAUUCAAAAGGAACAAUGUUUUCAAUAAAUAAUAAAAAGCUUAAAAACUGUAAAGAUCAUAGUAUGUAAAAAUAAAAGGACAAAUAAAAAGGCACAAAAGAAGCCGAUGCAACAUCUGGAUGGUUCCUGCAGGGCGGCGCAGGUUUGGGGAGACGAGACGCUGUGCAACAUGGAGUUAAUGAUUGUUGUUGUUUCCUUGUGUUUGUGAAAAAAGGAAAACAAACCCAUGCUUUGGCUCUACAGAGAACCCCAUGAGGACGUGGAAGCUCUCCUUACCUGUCACUUAUUUAUUCAGAAGUGACAGUGGGGGCGUGGCUUUGGAUGUCUGGGCGUGGCCUGAAGGUUAAAGCGAAUUCCUCUUCCAGACGUUAAACAGUGUACAGACUGGUGGCUAUGACGGCGUAGCCGUGGUGCUGUUCUUGUUGGCGUUUUCGUAGAAACAGUCCUCGUUGAUGACGGAGGUGAGGCUGUGGACGCUGAAGUCUCGCUCUAGCAGCGUAUUCAGGUCGACGUUGACCCCCGUGCAGUCUGACUGGCUGUCCAGAGAGUGGCUGUGCUGCCUCAGACUCAGCAGCGCCGCCUGGCUGCGUCUCGGUUCGCUUCUCGCCGACCGCCGCCUCACGGCGCUGAAGUGAGCCCGUCUGAGCUGAAGCUGAGGAGAGUUCACCUCACGACCUUCGGGUUCCUCACGGGCCUCGUCGCUCAGGUGCAGCUCGUGGAACCGAGUCUCGAUCGACCCGGGGGUGGAGUCACGGCGAGCCAAGCGCUCACUGAAGCCGUCGUCAUCGCUGAGAAUGUCCGACUCCCUCAUGCUCCCGCGUCUGAGGUUGGAGGGAGGGGGCGGAGCCUCUGAUGAAGGGGCAUUGGGCGGGUCUCCGCUGCUCUCACUCGCCGAAUCAGAGUCUAACUGCACAGGCUUCAGUGUGUCACUUUUGGCGAGAGAGUCAAUGCUGGUGGGCUUCUGGCACAACCAGGAUGCUCGAGAGGAACCUGAAACACACGUGAGAGAACCUCAGACAGGUCAAUGGAUGACUGUGUAAGAGUGUGUAAGCUACACCUUCCUCUUAGGGAUUCUGUCUGUUAAACAUGACUGUGUGUGUGUGUGUGAGUGCUGGGACUGACCGAGUUUAGCUGAUGAAGGUAAACUUCCCCUCAGAGGAGCCAGAUGUUCUCUGCAGGUUCUCUCAGCUGGUUGCUCGGUUCCUCGUGUCCCCCUGCGUGCGUUUUCCCGCAGAACAACGCGGAUCACCUUGACCGUGUUCACUUUGCUCUCAGGUGUGCUGUAGGAGAUGUUAGCAUACAGUUAGCAUCUCAGUACAUCGCUCAGAGCUUCUGUUUUGAGCCAAAUGAUGGUGUCGCUCACCUGCUGCACAGCUGGAACACCGUCUCGGGUCGACCCUCCAGCUCAGAUUUAGUGUGGAUCAGCUCCCAGACGCAGUUCAUUUCUGUGUGCAAAAUAACAUGACUGACUCGUUUAACUCGCUCGUCUUUUAUCAGUAAAACAUUACUGUGUGUGUGUCACUUAUUCCACCGAACACACAGUAAUGCUGAAUAUCUGAUGGCUUCCUGUUCAUUGUGUUUGUCCCAGUGUAAAGUUCCUGCCAUGGAGAUGCUGCAACUCUAAUAAAUCUCUCGUUCAGCUUUUUAUUCAUUUAUUUAAAAUUGUUACAGAAUUUAAGAAAAUGUGAAACGUGUGCAAUAAAUAACGCCUCCUGUUUGUGUAGAGCAUAAGGAAUAAAACCCUUUAUGUUAUCA
Molecule: messenger RNA, 4202 nt
Organism: Tachysurus vachellii
Lineage: Eukaryota; Metazoa; Chordata; Actinopteri; Siluriformes; Bagridae
Gene: tfb1m
Product: transcription factor B1, mitochondrial
Exons: 8
Coding region: 87-1103 (338 amino acids)
Biological process (GO): transcription initiation at mitochondrial promoter; rRNA methylation
Cellular component (GO): mitochondrial matrix
Molecular function (GO): mitochondrial transcription factor activity; rRNA (adenine-N6,N6-)-dimethyltransferase activity
Source: RefSeq, a predicted model, not a curated record